Prosopis cineraria is the source of this 2472-nucleotide messenger RNA. Its product is annotated as phenylalanine ammonia-lyase-like. NCBI's taxonomy places the organism in Eukaryota, Viridiplantae, Streptophyta, Magnoliopsida, Fabales, Fabaceae. Gene Ontology annotation, molecular function: phenylalanine ammonia-lyase activity. Bases 122 to 2269 code for a protein of 715 amino acids. Gene Ontology annotation, biological process: L-phenylalanine catabolic process. The record is from RefSeq and is a predicted model, not a curated record. Gene Ontology annotation, cellular component: cytoplasm. The transcript is spliced from 2 exons.
ACCAACUCAGGAAAACCAAGGCUUUCCAAGGAUUUCCUCUCUCCCCUGCCUAGCUGCAAGCCCUCGUAUUCUUUCCCUCCCAUCUUCUCCACAGCAUUUUACGACUCUGCAAUUCAUCAACAUGGAAACCGUUGCGAACGUCAACGCCGCCGCCGAUACCUUCUGCCUGGGCGGCAGAGGAGCUGCCGCUGACCCGCUCAGCUGGGGCGUAGCGGCCGAAUCACUCAAGGGCAGCCACCUGGACGAGGUGAAGCGCAUGGUGGAGGAGUUCCGGAAGCCGGUGGUCCGCCUCGGUGGCGAGACCCUCACCAUCUCACAGGUGGCGGCCAUCGCCGCCCACGACCAAGGUGUUAAGGUGGAGCUCUCGGAGUCGGCCAGGGCCGGCGUUACGGCUAGCAGUGACUGGGUCAUGGAUAGCAUGAACAGGGGCACCGAUAGUUACGGUGUCACCACCGGCUUCGGUGCUACCUCCCACAGACGAACCAAACAAGGCGCUGCUCUGCAGAAAGAGCUUAUCAGAUUUUUGAACGCUGGGAUAUUUGGCAACGGCACAGAGUCAUGCCACACUUUACCCCACUCAGCGACCAGAGCAGCCAUGCUGGUGAGGAUCAACACCCUCCUUCAAGGAUACUCCGGCAUUAGAUUUGAGAUCUUGGAAGCCAUCACCAAGCUCCUCAAUCACAACAUCACACCGUGCUUGCCCCUUCGCGGUACAAUCACUGCCUCUGGUGAUCUCGUCCCUCUUUCUUACAUUGCCGGUCUGCUCACCGGCCGACCCAACUCCAAAGCUGUCGGACCCUCCGGUGAAAUCCUUGCUCCCAAGGAAGCUUUCCAGUUGGCCGGCAUUGAAUCUGACUUCUUCGAAUUACAGCCCAAGGAAGGCCUUGCUCUCGUCAACGGCACUGCCGUCGGUUCCGGCUUAGCCUCCAUGGUGCUCUUCGAGGCCAACAUUUUGGCCGUGUUGUCUGAAGUUCUAUCGGCUAUUUUUGCUGAAGUGAUGCAAGGGAAGCCUGAAUUUACAGACCAUUUGACACACAAAUUGAAGCACCACCCUGGUCAGAUUGAGGCUGCUGCUAUAAUGGAACACAUUCUGAAUGGAAGCUCCUACAUUAAAGCAGCUCAGAAGUUGCACGAGAUUGAUCCCCUUCAGAAGCCUAAACAGGAUCGUUACGCGCUUCGAACUUCACCCCAGUGGCUCGGUCCUCUGGUUGAAGUAAUCAGAUUCUCCACCAAAUCCAUUGAGAGGGAGAUCAACUCUGUGAACGACAACCCUCUGAUUGACGUUUCAAGGAACAAGGCUCUGCACGGCGGUAAUUUCCAGGGAACCCCGAUCGGAGUCUCCAUGGACAAUACUCGGUUGGCUCUCGCAUCUAUUGGGAAACUCAUGUUUGCUCAAUUUUCUGAGCUAGUCAAUGAUUUUUAUAACAAUGGCCUGCCUUCAAAUCUUUCUGCCGGUAGAAACCCCAGCUUGGACUAUGGUUUCAAGGGUGCUGAAAUCGCCAUGGCGUCUUACUGCUCUGAGCUUCAGUAUCUUGCAAACCCAGUGACAAGCCACGUCCAAAGUGCUGAGCAACACAAUCAGGAUGUGAACUCGCUGGGUUUGAUUUCAUCCAGAAAAACCAAUGAAGCAAUUGAGAUCCUGAAGCUCAUGUCCGCGACAUACCUCAUUGCACUGUGUCAAGCAAUUGACCUGAGGCAUUUGGAGGAGAAUUUGAAGAGCACGGUGAGGAGUACCGUGAGUCAGGUGGCAAAGAGAACUCUUACCACAGGGGUUAGCGGAGAACUCCAUCCUUCAAGAUUCUGUGAGAAAGAUUUGCUGAAAGUGGUGGAUCGGGAGCACGUAUUUGCUUACAUUGACGAACCCACCAGUGCUACCUACCCGCUGAUGCAGAAACUGAGGCAAGUUCUGGUGGAUCACGCGCUGGCAAAUGGGGAAAAUGAGAAGAACUCGAGCACGUCAGUCUUCCAAAAGAUUGCAACAUUUGAGGAGGAGUUGAAGGCUGUGCUGCCAAAGGAGGUUGAAAGUGCGAGAAUUGCAUACGAGAACGGCAACUCAUCAGUUUCAAACAAGAUCAAGGAAUGCAGGUCCUACCCAUUGUACAAGUUCGUGAGAGAGGAUUUAGGAACUGGGCUGGUUACUGGAGAGAAGACGGGGUCACCAGGUGAAGAGUGUGACAAAGUCUUCACGGCUUUGUGCCAGGGCAAGAUCAUCGAUCCUCUUCUGGAAUGCCUUGGGCAGUGGAAUGGAGCUCCUCUUCCUAUCUGUUAGUUUCAGUGUUGGAAUUACUACUCCUGGCAAUGCUUUUCUUUUGUUAUAUAGUCUUUGCAUGUGAAGCAGUCAUAGAAAUUGUCUCAUGGAACUUGUAAUUGAAUGCUGCAUUAUAAAAAAUAUUCAAGUUCCAUUGUUGCCCAUCGUCUGUGUGGCAGCGAGAUACAGGCUUUUGUUAUAAAAAAUGUUAUUUUGUGAUGUAA